This is a messenger RNA of Pieris napi, 3923 nucleotides long. RefSeq names its product protein pellino (gene Pli). The record is from RefSeq and is a predicted model, not a curated record. Gene Ontology annotation, molecular function: protein binding; ubiquitin protein ligase activity. Lineage: Eukaryota; Metazoa; Arthropoda; Insecta; Lepidoptera; Pieridae. The transcript is spliced from 10 exons. Bases 425 to 1723 code for a protein of 432 amino acids. Gene Ontology annotation, biological process: protein polyubiquitination; regulation of Toll signaling pathway.
UAGAACCGACAGUAGAUCUCAGGUCACAGACCAUAGCAGACUAUGAAGUUGUCUGUUGUUUGAACAAGGACUCAAACAAUUUAUUGGAUUGUGUUUGAUAUUUGUUGCUCGAAACAAAUCGGUUAUUUCUCCUUUUAAUGUUCGUAAGUCUUGAGGCGAUCAUUUAAUGUUUAAAAGUAUAACACAGUGCAAGAAUAAAACUAACAUUUCGAACAAAUACAUGUUUUGUACAGUCGAGUGUGCGGAUUCCAGGGUCAGUGUUUUAUUAAAAAGUGGUGUAUUUAUCGCUUUUAGCGAUGUGUGAUGUUAUAAAAUUGAUUUGAUGGUGUUUUUAAAAAAUUCAUGGUGUUUUCUAAGUUUUUAGUUGUGUUUGGAAAGUAUAUCGUGAAUCAUAGGUUCCACAACAGAGCAGACGGAUUCUACCAUGGUCGUAAAACGUUCUGCAGAGAGUACGGAGUCACCAAUUUUAGAGGAGGCCGGUGAGAGUGGUUCAGAACAGAAGCCAAAGCCUCCAAUUAAAUAUGGAGAACUCGUCAUACUCGGAUACAACGGCUUCCUACCGGCCGGCGAACGCGGACGGCGCAGAAGCAAAUUCGUAUUAUACAGAAGGCCGCAACCAAAUGGUGUGCGAAGGUCUAAACACUAUGUGGUGAAGACACCACACAGCAGUAAAGCAAUUCUCGACGCGAGCCAGCACUCCAUAUCCUACACGUUGAGCCGCAGUCAUGCGGUCAUUGUUGAAUACACAGAGGACAUGGAAACGGAUAUGUUUCAGAUUGGCCGGUCGUCGGAAUCUCCGAUCGACUUUGUCGUCAUGGACACAGUAGCUGGCGAUAAGACAGGUGAUACAAAAGUAUUGCAGAGCACCAUAUCCCGCUUCGCGUGUCGCAUCAUAGCCGACCGCGAUGAUGUCAACAAUUGUCGCAUUUUCGCCGCCGGUUUCGACUCGUCAAGAAAUAUCUUCCUUGGGGAAAAAGCAACAAAAUGGUCGGAGAAUCACGAAAUAGACGGUUUGACGACGAAUGGCGUGCUUAUAAUGCACCCCAGAGGCGAUUUCUGCGGGGGCAACGCCACCUGUGGCCCGUGGCGUGAAACUUCAGUCGGCGGAGCUGUCUUUUCGCUUAGGGAGAGCCGAUCUGCUCAGCAAAAGGGACUACCGUGUCAGGAAGAAACAAAUGUACUGCGGGAUGGAACUAUGAUAGACUUAUGCGGUGCAACACUUUUAUGGAGAAGUGCUGAAGGACUGAAAAACUCACCGACAAAACGCGAUCUAGAAGCACUUGUGGAUGAACUAAACGCGGGUAGGCCACAAUGUCCCGUGGGUCUAAAUACACUGGUCAUACCGAGGAAGCUGUCUACUGCUCAUCAAGACCUGAACCAGCCCUAUGUAUACCUUAAUUGUGGACAUGUUCAAGGCGAGCACUCCUGGGGUGCGGAAGGUAGUGAGACGGGCGUGCGUCGUUGCCCUAUGUGCCUAACAGCUGGAUCCGUAGUGCGUGUUUGUAUGGGAAUCGAGCCCGCCUUUUACGUUGACUCCGGUCCGCCCACCUAUGCGUUCAACCCCUGCGGACACAUGGCUUCGGAAAGGACAGUCAAAUAUUGGGCAACAGUAGAUAUUCCCCACGGAACGAACGGAUUUCACGCGAUUUGUCCGUUUUGCGCAGCGCCGUUACAGGGCACACCCGGUUAUGUGAGACUCAUCUUUCAGGACAAUCUUGACUGAAUAUCCGAGCGAAUGGUUUGCUAGUAUCAGGUAACCGAAGACAAGGAACACGAAAUUUUUAUGCAUUAGUUAUGACUACCCUCCGUUUCUUGAGGGUACUUUCAUGACUCACCAAAACCAUAUGGAAUCUCAUUUAAUUCCUAUAAAGGAUGCUUUUGGUUACGUAGAAAAAUAUAGUACAAACAUUACUUGCCUUGUAUUAAUAUGUUUUUCGAUGGUUUUAAGCAAUAGUAUUAAUACUAAAGGCAUCCGAUAAAGUAAAGUUGGGAAAUAAUGUAUCAUCAGCAAUAAUUGAUUGUAAUUGAUCGAAUGAUUAAUAAAAAAAAUACUUGAUGUUCUAGUGGCGAUGGAUCCAAUGUUAAAAUGUAGUAAAUUUUUCACGAACGGAUCCCAUUUAAAAAGUCUCGAUUCUCAAAAUCUAAGCUUUAAGUUAGACUCCCGUAUGACUAAAAAGUAUGCGAUGUUGACUUACGGAAGUCAAACUUAGGCAUAUUGUGUUGCUACAUUUAAUUUUUUUGCAAAACUACCUUGAAAAAUACCAAUAUCAAGAUUGUGUUUGUUGCAACACUGAACUUUGACAAUUGACUUUCGUCAAUUUUUCCUUCUUUACCACACGCAACAUUUAACGGACUGUAAUCAAAAACAAUAAAAAUACUUUAUUGAAAGUCUAAAUCUCCUAAACUGUUUAAUUUGUGGAAAAAUAAUGAAAUUUAAAUUCUUUAACUUGAAAUUAGUCUUGUUAAAUGUAAUAGCUGCUCAAAGGUCCUCCACUUAGAAGACAGAGCUGUAAUCUGAACAGAUGAAGGCAUGACAUAGAGAUUUUCAAUACAUCGAGUGUUUUUGGUAAUUGAAUAUAAAAUGGGUUUAAAUUUGUCUCAACAUUUUUUCUUAAAAUAUAUUUUGAAUACCUCCAUUUAAAUUUCUGCAUCAAUAGUAUCAUGUAAUAUCGUAUUGUUUCAUAUAAUUUCAAGUGUUCGUGUAUUUAAAUGUAAGAUAAGCUUUGUAAAUCGCUCUCGAAAUGAAUUAUAACAAUUUCUGCAGAUUAUUUUGCUAUAUGCGAAUAAAUAUGUGUAAAUAUAAGUUUAAUUUAUGUUUUUGUGUGGCUUAAUAUAAGACGUAUUAGUGGACCGAGCUGAAUAUAAGAAAUUUCAAUACACAGCAGUAGUUAUCACUUUAUAUUUAGAUGUCUGAAAAACCAGUACAAUAUAAUAUGAAUAAAUCAUUUACAUUUACAUAGAUAAAAACGUCAUAGUGACAUUUCAGACGCCAUCUUCGUUGGUACAAAGAUGGCGCCGUAACCAUGGUAACAUAUUUGCUCACUCAUUUUUGAAUGAAUAAACUUAAAAACUCAAUAAAUUGAGGUGAGUGAAUGUGCGAUUUCAGUUUACGUUUUGCACCAUUUUAACUUUUUUUACAAGCACAGAUUUUAAAAAAUUUCGAACUUAUGUCAACGGGAGACCCAAAUUUAUUUUCGUGUAUGGAUCUCAUCUCCCAAGUUCAAACGAUAUAUUCACAUAGUUAAUGAAAUUGUAAAAAUUAAAUAAGUUAGUUGUAGAUUAGCUUACAUUUGAAAAUUAGUUUUUGUACAAUUUAAACUAGUUUAGAAGUUUUAAUUUCAAAUUUUGGGUAUAUUGUAUAUCGGGCUUUAUUUCGUGUUUCAAGUCUGCUAUUAUAGUUAUCAUUACUGGAGCAAACAGUGAGACAAUAUUUUAAGUAGAUCAGAGCUUUAACAGUGUUGCUACAACAUCUUAUAAAUGUGGCAACACUUUAGACUCCGUUCUUAAUAUAACAAUAAUAAUAUGUUAAAGCAAAAGUGAUAACAUUAUAGCUUAGUAUUUUGGCCUUUCCCGCAGUUAGAUUAUUCAUAAAAUCUACCUUCAAUUUAGUGUUCAUUUAGAUUUUAAUGAAUUUUGUUUUACGCUUGUGUUUUGUAAUGGAUGUUUGUUUAGCACUACACAUGGUUACGUCAAACACACGAACUAGGUUAAAAAUGCUGUUUUUUUGCAGAAUAAUAUUUGCAACUGGUAACACAUUCAUAGACAGUAAAAUCAGCAUUUUUAGGUUUAGUUCGAUGAACUAAACAUUCAAUGUAUUGACAGUGACACUAACAUUAGUCGUAAAUAAGAACUGAAUGCUAGCCUUAAUAUUAUUUAUGAUAAGUGCUAAGUCAAUAAAACACUCUUUUGAGUUAGAAAACUUU